Elaeis guineensis (African oil palm) is the source of this 1547-nucleotide messenger RNA. RefSeq names its product outer envelope protein 39, chloroplastic. NCBI's taxonomy places the organism in Eukaryota, Viridiplantae, Streptophyta, Magnoliopsida, Arecales, Arecaceae. Gene Ontology annotation, cellular component: outer membrane. Gene Ontology annotation, biological process: chloroplast organization; embryo development ending in seed dormancy. The record is from RefSeq and is a predicted model, not a curated record.
UAUUCUCGCCCGGCCCUCUCGCCUACGCAAAGCACCCGAAAACAUCCAGAAAAAAAAGGAUCAAAUCCCAGGCCGCGGAGCGCAGUACGACCAACGCUUCACGCCCAAACCCCUCGCUAGCCGCCGCUUUUCCUCCCAGUCUCUACCUCCCUCUCCCCUCCCUGCUCUCUCGAUAAAUACGUCUCCGUUUCGUCCCGCCCCCUUCCCAUCCCACUGCAUGCGGUUCGGAUGAGGAGAAGAUAUCCCGCUGCUGAUGGGAGCUCAGAAGAGCAUCCAUGCCGGCAAAGCGAAGAUAGACUUCAAUGUGGACCUGUCCCACAAGCUAUGCUCGGCCCUCUUGUUACCUCCUCUCAGGAAUUCUAGCAAUCCCUUCUCCCAGAUUAUUGGAAGGCUUUCCAUCAAACACCCCAGCCUGUUUGGGAGAAGCGAGAAGUUGGACGUGUUGUGGGAUAAGGGGCUCAAUGAUUCUAAUAUCCUCAUUGCCUUCAGGCGCCCGAGGCCUGAAUGGCUCUCUCAGCAGUCAUUUGUCAUACAGCAUUCAAUCACACCUGAGAUUGCGGUGCAUGGAUUACCUGUUGAUCAUUUCUCUCAUUCGGGAAGUGGGGGUGUCAACCUUUGCCGCCUGUCAGUAGGAAUGGACCUCAAUGAGCCUGCUACUUCUCAUUGGAGCAGCACAACCAGCAUCAAAUUCGAGCAUGUUCGUCCUAUCAACAAUGAUGGUCGUUCGAUAAAUAGGGAUCUUGAUGGUUUUCCCAUAACUUGCAGUGGUGGUUCUCAUGACAAUAUGGUGGUUCUGAAACAAGAAUCACAAUAUGCAAUUGCUAAUGACAAUAGUUUCACAAGACUAAAUUUUCAAAUGGAACAAGGAUUGCCUCUUCUAUCAAAAUGGCUAAUUUUCAACCGAUUUAAAUUCAUUGCCUCAAAAGGAGUCAAAUUGGGGCCAACAUUUUUAGUGUCAAGCCUGACAGGUGGUUCCAUUGUAGGGGACAUGGCACCUUAUCAAGCAUUCACUAUUGGGGGACUUGGCAGUGUUCGAGGUUAUGGUGAGGGUGCUAUUGGCUCAGGAAGAUCAUGUCUAGUUGCUAAUAGUGAAUUCACAAUCCCACUGACAAAGGAAUUGGAAGGUGCCGUCUUCAUGGACUGCGGAACAGACUUGGGCUCUGCUCGUCAUGUCCCUGGCAAUCCUGCUCUUAGGCAAGGCAAACCUGGGUUUGGAGUUGGUUUUGGGUAUGGUAUUCGUUUCAACUCGCAGUUAGGUCAGCUUCGGGUUGACUAUGCCAUCAAUGCCUUCCACAGGAAGACAAUUUAUUUUGGCAUUAAUACUGUCGGCUCAUGAUCUGCAUAGAUUGGUUUUUAGAGUUCCAAUCUCAUACAGGAAAAAGGGGAAUCAAUUUAUUUUGUUCAUGAUUUAGGUUUUAAAAUUCCUCAUGUCUUCAAUGAACUUGUAAUGCAGAUAUCAGUAACAAAAUGUUUGGCCAAUUGUAAAUGUUGACAACAUCAAAUGUAAUUCAGACUUGUGUUGCACAUCACUAAUCAAUUUCUUAUAU